UACUGCCAUCAAUGGACUUAUCAAAAAAGUUCCAUAUUGGUAAAUCGCUAUUCCUUUUAGACAUUUUCGUCCGUUAAACACACACAAAACACAAAAUAUCUCACUUAAUACCUAAAUCGUCCUUACACUAUUAUAUACAAUCAUAGAUAGUCAAUAUACAUAAAUAUUACGUGUCCUAUCACUAUUAUUCACUAUUAAUUACUAACACUAUAAAACAUGAACGCUAUAACACUAUGAAAUAUGUUUACGCGUGAGCCGCCUGAGAUCGCAAGUACGCGGUGCGAAAAAUAUUAGCGCGAGCGACCGAUAGCAAUCGCAAGCAUGCGACGACUGGCCGCCCCGCCCACCGCCGCCGGCCGCGCCGCGUCUUGCUAUCUGCUAUUGCUAGGGGCAACGCAAAUAGAAGACGGCGAGACGAAGGUACGGUACAGACACGGCGCAGAUACGGUGCAGGCGCGAUAUCUGCGCAAACAGACGCGGGGACGAUACGGCAAGUUAAGUCAUUAUAGAGCGUGAUAUUGACGGGAUAAGACAUGUAUUCCUCUUCAGACGAAGAUGAAGAUGCACUGGCUUUGCUACAGAUUAUUAAUUUACAGCAAAGACCAAGAAGGUAUUGGAUACAUCCAGUGUGGAGAAAUGCCGAAGAGCACAGGUACUAUAAAAUAAUGGAAACAUUAUAUGAAUAUCCUGAUCGUUUUCGCACAGUUUAUAAAAUGUCACUGGAAUGUUACCAUAUCGUAUUGUCAAAAGUAAGAGAAGGACUUCGGAAGCAAGUUACAAAUUGGAGAAAACCAAUCAGCCCUGAAGAAAGACUACUGAUAACUUUAAGAUACUACUCAGAUGGCUGUUCGUUUACAUCACUUUCUGGAUAUGUAUUGAGAGGAGGCAGUACCGUCCGGCAAAUUGUGCAUGAAACCUCUAGCGUUUUGUGGGAAUGCCUACAGCCGGAAUAUAUGCCUGUACCUACACGACAAAAAUGGGUAGAAGUUGCUGAACGGUUUUACACUCUCUGGAAUUUACCGAAUUGUGUUGGGAGUUUAGAUGGAAAGCAUAUUAGAAUUACAGCGCCCAUCAACUCGGGUUCGACUUUCAUAAAUUAUAAGGGAUAUUUCUCUAUUGUAUUGUUAGCAGUUGUAGAUGCAGAUGGUUUCUUUUUAACUAUAGAUGUUGGUGAAUACGGCCGAAAUAGUGAUGGGCGAGUAUUACAAGUUAGCUCUUUUGGACAAGCUAUGGAUCUAGGCGAUCUCGAUUUACCGAACCCUACACCUUUGCCUGGAGAAACACAGAAUGUGCCCUUUUAUUUUGUGGCAGAUGAAGCUUUUCCACUAAAAAGAAAUAUUAUGAGACCAUAUGGUCGAAAUCAAUUGACUAAUGAGAGAAGAGCUUAUAAUAACAGGUUGUCAAGGGCACGUAAGUCAGUAGAAUGUGCCUAUGGUAUGUUAGCGUCAAAGUUUGGUGGACUUUACACGCCUAUUUGCUGCAAACCAGAAUAUGUUGAUAAUAUUAUAAAAGCAAUGUGUGUGUUGCAUAACGUAAUUCGCACAUGUGAUGGUAAAAAAUCAAAUCCACGGUUUAGAAAUAAUUUGAUAGGAGCAAACAUUAACAUGCGAUUAAUGGGAGAAAAUCCCUACCAUAUCAGGGAAUAUCUUACAACAUAUCUAACACAACGAUCUCCGAUUCCGUUUCAGACUAGACAUAAUGUUUAAAAUUUAAAUAAAAUACAUACCUGUU
Messenger RNA from Helicoverpa zea (corn earworm), 1731 nucleotides. RefSeq names its product protein ANTAGONIST OF LIKE HETEROCHROMATIN PROTEIN 1-like. Bases 534 to 1706 code for a protein of 390 amino acids. The record is from RefSeq and is a predicted model, not a curated record. The transcript has 2 exons. Lineage: Eukaryota; Metazoa; Arthropoda; Insecta; Lepidoptera; Noctuidae.